This is a messenger RNA of Trichomonas vaginalis G3, 3132 nucleotides long. Its product is annotated as putative phospholipid-transporting ATPase family. Gene Ontology annotation, biological process: phospholipid translocation. Gene Ontology annotation, molecular function: ATP hydrolysis activity; ATPase-coupled intramembrane lipid carrier activity; ATP binding. NCBI's taxonomy places the organism in Eukaryota, Parabasalia, Trichomonadida, Trichomonadidae. Bases 1 to 3132 code for a protein of 1043 amino acids. The transcript has a single exon. The record is from RefSeq and is a predicted model, not a curated record. Gene Ontology annotation, cellular component: plasma membrane.
AUGAAUUUUUACUUUAUUCUUAUUGGUAUUCUUCAAUCUUUCAGAGAACUAUCACCUGUCAAUCCAUGGACAACAUGGCUUCCAAUUAUUGUUAUUUUUGUUAUCGCAAUCCUCAGAGAAGGCUACGAUGACAUCAAAUUACACAGGGAAGAUAAGAAAAUUAAUGAACGAAAAUACACAGGCUAUGUAAACGGCGAUUUGAAAGAAAUUCAGUCAAAAGAUUUUCAUGUUGGUGAUGUAAUAAUUUUAGAGCGUGAUAAAGAAUGCCCAGCAGAUAUAAUCGUACUUCAAUCCUCCGAAAAAGAUGGAACAUGCUCAAUUGAAACAUCAAAUCUUGAUGGUGAAACAAACCUCAAAGAAAGAACAAUGCUACCUGUUUUUGCCGAAAUGGAUCCAUCUACAUUCAAAGAUUUAAACGCAAAAGUAAAAUGUCAACCUCCAAAUUCAGAAUUAUAUUUAUUCAACGGUACAGUCGAAAUACAAGGCAAUUUACACGCAAUUACGAGUUCCAAUUUUAUCCAAGCGGGUACUAUUCUCAGAAAUACUAACAAAAUCAUAGGAACAAUCGUAUAUGCCGGCAAGCAAACGAAACUUGGCCUAAACAGCCAGAAACCACCAGUCAAAUGGACAAAAAUCGAGAUUCUCCUUAAUACUGUCUCCAAAUGGGUCUUCGGCAUUCAAAUUUUGCUGUCAAUCGCUUGUGGCUCAUUUGGUAAUUUUUACCAAAUCAAGCAUAUGAUGGAUUUCGCAUAUUUAGAGAUUACUAAAUACGAUUGGCGUGAUUGGCUUACACUAUACGUCAGGUUCUUCCUAUUGACAACCUCAAUGAUUCCGAUUUCUCUCAAAGUUACGUUAGAUAUCUGUAAAUUCAUUUACAGUUUGUGGAUAGAACUCGAUAACAAGAUGAUAUUAAGUGAUAGAAGGAACAAUGAUACCGAAAUAAAGCAUACAACAUGCGCAAAUACAAGUGUAAUUGAAGAUCUUGGUGCUGUUGAAUAUAUUUUCACUGAUAAGACAGGAACUUUAACCGAAAACGUUAUGGAAUUGAAGAAAUUUUCGGCCAAAGGUGUCAUUUACGGUUAUUCUUCCGAUACAGAAACAAUUUAUGAAGAUCCGUUAUUACAUAACGCAUUUGUCGAACAUGAUAUGAAUGUUUAUAAUCUAAUAAGAUGCCUAGCACUCUGCCAUACCCUAAAAAUCGAAAAUAAUGAACCUAUUGGAAUAUCUCCGGAAGAAAUUUCAUUUAUUAAAGGUCUUAAUAGGCUAGGAAUUACUGUUACGCAAGAAGGAAAGAUAUUCUCCAUACAAAGUGAGAGUUUGAACAUUCCUUUGAUGAGAUAUGAAAUUAAAUAUGUUAUUCCAUUUAAUUAUAUCAGAAAGAGGAUGUCAGUUAUCGUAAAAGACCUUGAUUCCAAUAAAUAUUGGCUUCUUACUAAAGGUGCUGGCGAAAUUGUCUCUAAAAAUUGCGCUGUUCCGAAAUCCUUUGAAUAUUUCGAUGGACAGCAAUAUCAACUUGCUGGUAUGGGCUUGAGAGUUAUGGCUCAGUCCCAAAAAGAGCUUUCUGAACAAGAAUUCAAUACUUUUAUAUCUAAUAUUGAACACAUUAGAAGAGAAAUCAAUAACAGAGAGGAGAAUGAGGCAAUUGUCUAUGAUAAUCUCGAAAAAGACUCAGAAUUGCUCGGAAUGACCGCAAUUGAAGAUAAAUUACAACAAGGAGUCCCAGAAACAAUUUCAAUGCUCAGAGAUGCUGGCAUUAAAAUCUGGAUGGUCACAGGUGAUAUUUUACAGACCGCAAUUAAGAUAUCUUUCUCUACUCAAUUAAUUCAGGGCGAUGGAAAGAUUUUAGACCUUUCCUACAAGGGAACACCGGUCAGUAAAUUACUUAGUACUGCAAAAGAAUACGUAGAUUCACAAUUUAAAGUUUCUCCAAAUUUUGUUUUUUAUUUAACUCUCCAAGGAACGACCAACCAAGCCUGUUUACCAGAGUUAUUAUCACCUCCACUUGUAGAAGACUUCAAAUCGCUCGCAUCAAGAGCGAAAUGCGUAAUUGUAAGUCGGGCCACUCCAUUACAAAAAGCUCAAAUUGUUGAAUGCAUCAAAAGCAUGAACAAGACAGUCCUUGCAAUUGGCGACGGCGGCAAUGACGUUCCAAUGAUCAGAGCAGCCCAAAUCGGAGUUGGCAUCCAUGGAAAGGAAGGAAUGCAAGCAGCUGCAGCCGGUGAUUUUGCAUUACACCAAUACAGAUUUUUGCAGCGAUUGCUCUUAGUUCAUGGAAGAUAUGCCGGAUACAGAACAUCUUGGCUCAGCCAGUUCUGUUUCUACAAAUCGACAGUUCUCUGCUUGAUCCAGUUAUUAUUUAUGUUCUCAAGCGGCUUCUCCGGCUCUUCCUUCUUCAAUUCAUUUAAUAUUAUGUGCUACAAUGCCAUAUUCACCAUUCUCCCUGUCAUAUUCUUCUUGCAGGACAAAGACAUUGAAGAGAGUUCCAUCUUUUUGCACCCUUACGUUUACCAAGAUACACAACAUUCGAUUUUUUGCAACAAGAGGACAUUGUUUUGGUGGUACAUGAGAGGUAUAUACCAAGCAAUUGUCAUUACCAUCAUUUGGUACUUCGUUUUCACUGAACAUCAUGCGAAUAACGUUGAUGGCAACGCAGCUUCAUUAGAUGAGGCCCAGCAAGUUGUAUAUUCCGCAUUAAUAUUAAUUAUCCUGUUCACAGUUACUUUAGAGACAAUGCAUUUCACUGCAUUGAAUUUAAUUUUCAUUUGGGGCAGUUGGAUUCUCUAUGUUUUUGUUGCAGUUGUUGCAUCAUCAAUAUCAUCAAUCGAGAUGCUCAAAGACAUGUAUCUCGUCAUGUGGAGAACAACAGCAAAUCCAAUACAUUGGUGCACAGUUAUAACAAUGGUUAGUUCGGCCAUUGCUCCUCCUUUCUUUGUACAGGCUGUGGCUUCAAUGGUCACCCCAACAAGGACACAAAUUAUAAGAAAGAACGAAACUGUGAAAAGAUCUGUUUUCGAACCUGUUUAUUUGGUUUCAAGACAGCAGAACAGAGAUGAUAGAAGACUUCUCGCACCAACAUAUAACCCAAUGUCUUAUUGGGAUCAAAGUGACUCAAUUUUCUGUCAGACUUGUUAA